Molecule: messenger RNA, 402 nt
Organism: Vicugna pacos (alpaca)
Lineage: Eukaryota; Metazoa; Chordata; Mammalia; Artiodactyla; Camelidae
Source: RefSeq, a predicted model, not a curated record
AUGGGGUACCUGGUGCGGGAACAGCAGGGGGCCGAGAAAGCCACAGAGUGCAGCCAGGACACGUCUGUCCCUGGCAGAUGUGGGAUCUCCCAAACCCGAAAGGAUUUCGCGCGCAUCCGCCCUCCACCGCAUGGCGGGACGGGGGCGCACGCAGCCCCACCCUGCAAGCGGAAGGAGCAGGAGCAGCAGAAGGAGCGCGCGCUGCAGCCCAAGAAGCAGCGCCUGGUGUUCACCGACCUGCAGCGGCGCACGCUGAUCGCCAUCUUCAAGGAAAACAAGCGGCCGUCGAAGGAAAUGCAGGUCACCAUCUCCCAGCAGCUCGGCCUGGAGCUCAACACCGUCAGCAAUUUCUUCAUGAACGCGCGGCGCCGCUGCAUGAACCGGUGGGCGGAGGAGCCCGGU